Molecule: messenger RNA, 1037 nt
Organism: Orycteropus afer afer
Lineage: Eukaryota; Metazoa; Chordata; Mammalia; Tubulidentata; Orycteropodidae
Product: olfactory receptor 10A3
Biological process (GO): G protein-coupled receptor signaling pathway
Cellular component (GO): membrane
Molecular function (GO): olfactory receptor activity; G protein-coupled receptor activity
Source: RefSeq, a predicted model, not a curated record
CUCUUGGAUUGUGACUUCAUAUGUACUAUGUCCAUAAAAACAAUAUAUACUCUACUCCUGAAAUGAAAAAGCACAAUGAAAGUUCUGUUGUUGAAUUCAUUCUCUUAGGCUUUUCUAACUUUCCUGAACUCCAGAAGCUGAUCUUUGGGGUUUUCUUGGUUAUUUAUCUGGUGACUCUGAUGGGAAAUGCCAUCAUCAUACUUGUCAUCUCUCUGGACCAGCGUCUUCAUGUCCCCAUGUACCUGUUCCUCCAGAACCUGUCUGUGGUGGAAGUGAGUUUCAGUGCAGUCAUUAUGCCUGAAAUGCUGGUGGUCCUCUCCACUGAGAAAGCGACUAUAUCUUUUGCUGGCUGUUUUGCACAGAUGUAUUUCAUUCUUCUUUUUGGUGGGACUGAAUGUUUUCUCCUGGGGGCAAUGGCUUAUGACCGAUUUGCUGCAAUCUGCCAUCCUCUGAGUUACCCAGUGAUUAUGACCAAAAUGGUCUUUAUGAAGUUAAUAAUGUUCUCAUGGAUCUCAGGGGUCAUGGUAGCUACUGUUCAAACCUCAUGGGUGUUUAGCUUUCCUUUCUGUGGUCCCAGUGAAAUUAAUCAUCUUUUCUGUGAAACUCCCCCAGUGCUAGAACUUGCAUGUGCAGACACCUUCUUGUUUGAAAUCUAUGCAUUCACAGGCACUAUUUUAAUUGUUAUGGUCCCUUUCUUGCUAAUACUCUUGUCCUACAUUCGAAUUCUCUUUGCCAUCCUGAAGAUGCCAUCAACCACUGGGAGGCAAAAGGCCUUUUCUACCUGUGCCUCUCAUCUCACAUCUGUGACCCUCUUUUAUGGCACAGCCAAUAUGACAUACUUGCAACCCAAAUCUGGCUACUCUCCGGAAACCAAGAAACUGAUGUCACUGGCUUACACGUUACUUACUCCUCUGCUAAAUCCACUGAUCUACAGCUUGCGGAACAAUGAGAUGAAAAGAGCCUUGAUGAAAUUGUGGCAAAGAAAAAUGGUUUCACACACAGUCUGACUAUAUUGAGAAGUCGUGUGCUAUUUGGUC